Molecule: messenger RNA, 132 nt
Organism: Nezara viridula (southern green stink bug)
Lineage: Eukaryota; Metazoa; Arthropoda; Insecta; Hemiptera; Pentatomidae
Source: the annotation of a GenBank genome assembly
AUGACCCUUCAAUUGGAACAGCAGACUAGUUCAGUGACUUUGGGUUUUUGGUACAUUCUUUCGUACAAGAGGUUACGAAGCUAUUCUAGCCACAAUGUUGGAGGUUUAUUACAUGUUAUCAUAACCGAAUAA